Messenger RNA from Mycena citricolor, 3969 nucleotides. Lineage: Eukaryota; Fungi; Basidiomycota; Agaricomycetes; Agaricales; Mycenaceae. The record is from the annotation of a GenBank genome assembly.
GGCCAUUUCUGGUCGUGUUCACUGUCUGGAACAUGGUCAUGAGGCGCCGCGCGUUCCAAGCCGCCAGCUCUUUCCCUCGGAGACGAAAUCCUAGCACGGUCGCGAAAUUCUCUUCCUCCGCUGCAGUCAGGGAAAGCUCACCCGCGAAUCUGACUCUUUCGGAGAAGUUAAAGAGCGCAGAAGCAUCGACUUCGAGACCCCUUGUUCGCGCUUCAGAGGAAACGAUUCGGCGCACAAAACUCGAGGCCGCCAGUGUACUUCGUAAAGUACAGGACACGAUUUCCGCGUCCACAACCACGGAGAAGAACAGCGGUUUCAAACCGGAGAACUGGAAGGAUGAUUGGGGAACGGAUAAGCUAGCUCCGUCUAAGAAGGACACGAAGUCUUCGUCAAAACUUGCUUCACGGCCACCUCCUCCUCACUUUAAGCCUCCCAAGAAAGGGAAGAAGAAGAACCCCUCCGUAUCAUAUCCGAGGAAAAUUGAAGGGUUGAUCGAACCUCAAGUCGAGCCUGUAUUACAGGACGUCCCUCCGACCUCCGAGCACAAACCAGUAGCGACGCUGAAACAUGGACUCGAGCGUGUUUUGUUCAAUCCCGGUGUGCAUUGGCUGCGAGAUCCUCGGUCGCGAGUCUACAACUUGACGCCCUACUUGGAGGAGAUACCCGACGUGACUGACUUCGCCUUCGAAAGACUCCCGCCUUUUAUCAAGAGCUCUCGAGAUGAGGAUCUAUACAACCUUGCCAAACGCGAGGGACGCAUGUUCGCUGGCUCGACGUCGUCGCUAUCUGGGAUGCUUUGUCACGCUUAUUUUCUGUUGUCGGAGCACAAACACGUGGACACGAGUUCACUGAGUCAUAGAUUCAUUAGAGAAGAAAAAGAUUUCACGCCGGGGCAGCGGAUGGCCUCCACCGUCAUGUUCAACUACAACGACGGUGUGUAUUCCAUCGAUUCUCAGUCGGAGGAUGAUGGGAAGAACAUUUUGACCUGGCUGGGAACACUUCUCGAAAAGUUCCUUACAAUGUCAAAGGAGGAAUUCGGCACAUAUCUUCGCUCUUCCCCGACGCCUGCUCUUCCAGAUGAUGGCAUCCGGGAGGCAUACCGGUAUGCCAGCUCUGAGAAGUUUGUCAUGCGUUCCCAACUGGAUGGGGUGGACAAACGCCUUCCGGGGACCGGUGUGUUCGAUAUCAAGACGCGUGCAUCUGUUUCCAUUCGCAUGGAUCGAUUGAACUUCCAGGAAGGGUCAGGGUACAUGAUCAAGAGCGCUCAAGGCUUGUAUGAAAGUUUCGAACGCGAAUACUACGACCUCAUCCGCUCCGCCUUUCUGAAAUACGGCUUCCAAGUCCGGAUCGGGAACAUGGAUGGGGUCAUCGUCGCCUACCACAACACCAAGCGGUUGUUCGGAUUCCAAUAUGUCUCACUGGACGAGAUGGACCAGCGGCUGUUCUCCCCCGAAGCUGGCACAGGAGACCAAGUCUUCCAGAAAUGCGUGGGUCUUCUAGAAGGCAUCGCGCCUGAAAUCGUCAAUUGCUUCCCGAAACAAUCUGUCAUUGCUACUUGGGAAUGCCCUGAGGACUCGCGGGAACUCUAUGUAUUCGUCACACCCGCCAAUUUCACGCCCACAGACAAAGAACCCAACCCUCCCAUGCGCAAGCUCAUCAUCCGAGCCCAGAACUUCCUCGACGACUCUCCGGUGAACGGCAGCCGUGCGAUUGCGAAAUGUCACAUCUUGCCAUGGACGGUGCAUUGGGCACUGACGCACUCGAGUGAAGAUCCUAGUGACAUCGCGGACAGCUAUAGAGCCGUCAUGGACCGGAAAUUCCGCGCCAAUCUCAUCCCGACCGGUGUCAGCAUGGAGGAGCUUCCCCAGUUCUGGGCCAGUCUCAACUUCGACAACGGUCCACCCGAGCCGGUGCAGUCUCCGGAGGAGUUUGACUUCGCCAAGUUCCGUGCACCCGGCGGCUCAAUCGAGGCCCUGCGGCAACUUUCUCGUGAUGGGAAAAUGCACCUGAAAGCAUUGCAGCAGCAGGACGAAGGGAGGAACAAGGUUGUUCUCGGGGAGCCGUUUGACAUCACCGAUUCGGAAGUCGAGAGCUAUCAGGCGAAGGAAGAGCGUGGGCCGUCCUCUUGGACGGCCGAGGAGGAAUCGGCUGCUUUUGAGUCGAAGGAAUCAGCCGAGACCAAAAAUGAGGGCAAGCCUUGAUUGCAUGUGCAGUCUUAUUGUCGGUCUUAAGUACGUACCCACUUAUAAUCCCUUUAUCGCAUCUCUGUAGCAUAAUAUCGUACAUAUGUAUCAAUUUACCCCCGCUGUCCCAGGUCCCGUUCAGAUCAAACAUUUACUUAUUUGGUUUCCUCGUCACUUACUGACAACUUCCGCCAUGGCUUCACGCAACUCAACACAAAUAACGCCGUCAGUCUCAGCCAACGGACUCGUCCCCCAGAAUCUGCUCGCGCUCGCCGACCCCCCAGCCCGUCAAGUCGACGGCGCAGUCAUGGACUACUUCAUGAUCGAGCUCGUGAACGCGCUGCGCGCCUCUGCUGCCGUUGCGACCGAACGCUCCAAGAAGAUCGAGGCGGAGAUGGUCGAGGCCGGCCUCAUACCACCCGCGCUCUCCGGGCCGACCCCGCAUUCGCUGAAGCGAGACGCAACGGCGCGCGACUCGGUCACGAGUGUGAACUCGCGAGCGAGCACCAGCGGACGUGUAUCCGGGGCGGACGAGGGCGAGGAGGCCGUGCGUCAGCGGCUCGAGGCUAUCGGGAUCCAUGUCGGCGCGAACUUCACCGAGAGGUUGUGUCGGGACCGCCCGUUAUUCGGAGAAACACUGGACGCGAUCAAAUUUAUCUGCAAAGACAUCUGGGCAGCAUGUUGGGACAAGCAGGUCGACAAUCUGCGCACGAAUCAUCGCGGUGUAUACGUUCUACAGGAUAAUAGCUUCAAGCCGGUGACCCGCAUCUCGUCAUGGGAGGGGCGUGCGGAUGCGAUACGGCGAGCGAAAUUGUAUGUGACACUACCUGCCGGGAUAAUACGCGGUGCACUGUCAAGACUGGGUUACCAGACGACUGUGUCUCCCGAGAUCACUUCACUACCUCAAUGUGGUGCACAGUUCACAGAGCCGCAGACGUGAUCUGACCAGCCUGCAGGUACUUUCCAGGUGAAGUUGCCCAAAGGGGCAUGAGACGAUGAAGAGGACAUUCUAUUGUAAAUAAGCACAGAAUAAGAAUAUAAUAUCUCAACUAGCUCGCUGAUGCGGUAUAAAAAGAUAGCAGUUAGGUAUAGAUAGGACGAAGGAAUCAGACCGCGAUGGGCAUCGUUUUGGGCAGGGCCAGGAUAUCGACGGAUGCGGAAGGAAUGGCGAUCAAGCACGGCGACGGCUGAUCGGUCGGGGGCGGCGUCUGAUCGUCGAGGGGCGGCGACUGAUCGAAGGGGGCCGCCACAAGAUUGACCAUCGGUUUGGGCACGACAGUGUUGACGCUCUCUGGUGGGAUGGCGAUCAGACACACGGGUGGUUGAGCUGCGGGUGCUGCAAUCAGGACAUGGAUGCCAGUAGCCGGGUUGGGCUCGACUGUGGGGAGUGGGUGCUCCCGGAAGAGGGAGCGCGCUUCCAAUUCGGGAUCCGCCUCGAUGAAGCGGACGACGUCGGCGUCCUCUGCCCCAGGCUGGAUCCAGAGGGCGUAGAUCCCCAAUUGCUUUGCCUGCUGCACGACUUGGAGAGUGGCCUGAUUAUCAUCAUCAAUCAGUUUGGGAUGUAAGAUCGUGCGGUGAUUGGGACCGACCUUGGGUGGGAUCACAAUGCAGAUGCUGGUGUUGGUCGGAUCCGGCAGGUCUGCCAGGGACUUGAGACAAGGGAUACCCUGGCUGUGAGAAUCCGUGAUGUUGAUCGGCACAACGUCUCGGUGCACUUUGAUAAGAUAUUGGAGAGCCUGCAGAUGAGUCGAGUCAGCUGUCGGUCAACCCCAUACUUGCAAGCCGC